GUCGUUUUUCAAAUUGGAGUCGUCAGUUUGUUCCCACAUCUGACCAUGAACGGUCCAUGCUGAGCUCCAAGAAAGCGCGCCAAAAUGUGUAGAGUCAGUGCGUGAAAUGCGAGCUUAAGUUCCGAAAAAUGAACAAUGAUAGUUUAGAGAACACCAUCCACGUGACGGCGCCCAGUAUCCUCAACAAACCCUCGCAGACGAUGCCCCAGAGGUCGCCCUUCGCCAUCCAGGAGUUGCUGGGCCUCAGCGACUCCCAGCACCGGUCGCCCACGGCGGCCGUCUCCGCCAUCACCCCCAAUGUCUACCCGCAAAGACACUUGCAAGCGCCGACGUGCUUUCCGUCGGAACACGGCUUCAACCACCACCAUAUGACGAUGGCGGCGAGCAGAAUGGCCUAUUUUAACGCACAGGCGGCGGUCGCCGCCGCUUUUCUGCCGCAUAAUAUCGCCGCCGCCGCCGGAAUGAACGCCAAUGCUGGAGGAGCGUCGCCGGCGGCGGUGCUGGGGCUCACCGGACACCAAGCGGGAGCCGCUGCCCCAGGUUUCGCCCAACUAAAAAAUUCCUUUAGUUCCUCUGGUCCUGGUUCGUGCUUAUCAGGACAACUAGACAAUUCCAAAGACUUCUCAGUGACUGACGGUUUAGGAAGCUUUAAUAAAAAGAAGAAAAAGAAGAGGCGUCAUAGCAGGACGAUUUUCACGAGCUACCAACUGGAAGAACUGGAGAAGGCCUUCAAAGAUGCACACUAUCCGGACGUUUACGCCAGGGAAAUGCUUAGCCUGAAAACGGAUUUACCAGAAGAUCGGAUACAGGUGUGGUUUCAGAACAGGAGGGCGAAAUGGAGAAAAACUGAAAAAUGUUGGGGGAGGAGCACCAUCAUGGCCGAAUAUGGCCUAUAUGGGGCUAUGGUUCGGCAUUCGCUACCUUUACCUGAAACAAUUCUAAAAAGCGCCAAAGAAAAUGAAUGUGUCGCGCCCUGGCUGUUAGAGUUGAGAAGAAAGAGAGACAUUCUAGAUUCAGGAAUGCACCGAAAAUCCUUGGAAGCCGCCCAGCACCUGAAAGACCAAGACUGCACCAACAGCGACCAUGAAGAAACGACUUCCAUGCGAACGGAAGCAAGUGAUACCAGCGCCACCUCAAGCCAACAAACUCAACAACAGCAGCAGCCACCUCCCGGUCACACCGUUUCCGGUGGAGACGACGAUCAACAGCAACAACACGUCGCUUUAGCAACAACACAACCACCACCCUAUCAAGACGAUCCGGAAGCCUUCAGAAACAACUCCAUUGCCUGUUUGCGGGCUAAAGCUCAGGAGCACAGCGCCAAAUUGCUCAAUCAUAAUCUUAUGAUGCAGGUGAGGUCUAGUGACGCCAACGCCAAUAAUUUACAUCACCAGGAGGUGGUCAAUGCAGAGACUAGUCCUAGUAUUUUUUGACAGAGGAGUGAGGAUACGCAAUUGAGAGACUAGUUGACGUGGCUGAGGGGAAAUUGAAACGAGCGAUUUUUCAUCAAACGAAUUUUUAUUGCGUGUAAACGAAGUUACACUUACUCAUGCAUCGAUGGUUGUGAAUUAAUGACUUAUUUUUAAGACGAUUAUUUAUUUUUAAUGGCUUGUGAGAGGAUGGCUAGCGGAGAAGGGCAGAGAAGCAUUUUAUUACAAUCAGUGUUAUUAUUCGUAAUGACAAUAAUCACUCAAUUCGGGCCAAAAAAUUAUUAAUAAAAAAUAAAAUUUGAACUAAACUUAUUUCUCUCAGUAUCACUAAUAAAUUAAUUACACUUUUCGAUAUUUCCAAAAAAAUAUAUCGAAACGAUUUGUAAAAGCGUCAUUAACUUAAUACGCUAAAUGCGUGAUUAACUGAUCACGAGACCAAAUUAAAGCAAUUUGGUUGGUCCAUUCACGUUUUAACUUCUAACAACGAAUUAAAUUUUAACAGAGCUUUCUAUAAACCGGUCCUAUGUUUAUUGCAUAUUACAUUGGCAAAGAAUUUAAAAAUUUCCCUUUUUGAAUUAUCUUAGAUAUUAUUUUCUAUCGUUUCUUUAUUUUUUUUUUCAGGUACACAGAGAAAAAUGGCGCCAAACUAACAAAUAAUAAUAACUUGUAAAAAGAAAGAAUGUUAAAACAAACUUCAACAAUUAAGACAAAAGAAAAAAAAUUAGCUAGAUUUGACCAUUUUUUUUCUCAAUAGAAAAGUAUACAGUAACGUUAGAAUGGACACAAAAAAAUUGAAAGAAAUAUAAUUUUUUGCGUCCUACUUUUUAAUAUUUCGUUUUUGUUAAAAAAAGGCACUAUAACGCUAGGAAAAGAAACAAAUAUCAUGAUUUUUGAUCGAAUUUAUUUCGUUUUAACAACAUUUCUGAAAAAAAUUAGUUUCUAUUACUUACUAUUAUUAAAACUAACUGAAUUUUCGCUCCAGUUUUGCAGUUUUUCGGUUUAAUGAAAUUUCUGGAAAAACUUCACAAAAAACAUGUUAAAACCUAGGUAAAACGUCCGGAAAUAGCCAAAAAAUGUUACUUUCAGUUCAGUUUUCAGUUUUUUCAGCUUCGUUUAAAAAUAUUUUAUAAAAAAAAUUAAUUUCCACCUCAAAACACAAAAAUUACGAACUUUGACAUCGUAGCUAAAAAGCUUGGUAAUUGUUUCAGUUAUUUUUGACGAAUUUUUGUGAAAUAAUCUCUUGCGUUACUGGUCGUAUUCAGAAAAAAAUAGUUUUGCCCAAAAACGUACGUAAACUCCUGAAACUUAGAGCAAUUUUUGUAUUUUUAGUGAUUUUUUUCAGCUUAUUUUUGACGAAAUUGCUCGAAAUAAAAUCAGCACUCGGUGUUUUUUUGACCCAUUGUAGUAACUUUUCUGUUCGCUGAAAUAAAAUUUUGCAAAAGAACUGAAUUUUUCUUAAGGUGAAAAAACUAGAAAACCAUACCCUGUUUGUUUUAAUUAUAAAAAAUAGUGUCUUAGUUUUCUCUUUUGUGGCAAUAAAGGCGCCUCAUUUUUAUCUAUCACAGGGUCCUACCAUUAAUUAAGAGAAAGUUAAUAGUACUUUGAAAUUUUACCUGAAAACCCCGAGCAAAAAAGCUGAAAAAGUUUUUUCUAAAAAUCUUUGGCUAAAUUAAUUAAUUGUCGCAUUUAUUUUUCGAAAACAUUUUAUUCUGUUAAAUUACCAUUGUAGCAUACAAAACAUUUCAAAAUCAGACUGACACAAAACUUUAAUUAAACAAAAAGGACACCAGCGGAAAUGCUCUAAUUAGUCACCAGAAUCGACUUUUGCUAUUAACGCCUAAAAUGCUUUUACAUGGGAUUGAAUAAAUUAAAACUAAAUAAAAUACUUCUUUUAUUAAUUUCUGCAGAUGUGCUCCUCUAUUGUGAUGUAAAUUCAGUCUGGAGGGUGCAUACAGCACGAGCUUCAUCGCUUGAAAUUGAAACUCAUAAAUUCAUGUGGGUUUGAGAAAUUGAACAUUCAAUAUUUUUUUACAAUGUGUAAAAGUGAUUAUGAAUCAUGUCUAGUUAUUCACGCAUGAAUCAAACAGUUCACAGGACUCUGUAACGCUGUUAUCUGAGUACAUUUCCUUAUCAUAACUGAAAAAUAAAAUGCUUCUCUCUUAUUUCCGGCACAGAAUUAUUCGAUAAAUAAUUUUUCCCUUGAUGUGUGUUAUUUUCCGUGCAUAAACCUGGGCUGUGCUGUCUUGAGCGUUGCAUUUAUUGCGCUAAAGGAGCAGAAACCCCUUCAGGUAGAGAAAGGUCUAAAAAUAGGGUAUCCUACCAUUUCGAAGUUGCAGGCAUCUGGACGUUCAUGUAUUGAGACUAAUAGUCGCUGACGCUACAGUUCGUCCAAGAUAAUUCCCAUUAUCUGCAUUCUAUUAUCUUAUCACGGCGGCUUUAUGUACUUACACCAUAAUUAAAAUGUGAAAUUUUCGAUUUGUUUUAGGCCAUGUCUGUUAAAGAAUGCCAUUUAAAUGAACUGAAAGCGAUUAUUAAUCUGACCUGAAUAGCUAACAAAAUGUGAACAUGCUCGAGCUUAGCUGUUUGCUCGCUAGAUGUUUGCAUAAUUCCACCAAAUCUAUAAGAUUCGGGCGACUUGUUGUUUUUCGAAUUCGAAAAUAGAAAGCGGUCUUUUAACAGGUGUCUAGUGCAACAACAAACUUAGCCAAACCCUUGCAACUCAGUCCUAAAUUUAGCGGCAACGAUUUUUUCAAUGGAAAAGUGUGAGGAAGCGUUAAUUGUUGCCAUUAACGACCAGUCCAGCCUUGAAAAUGCGACGAAAACAAAUUUCAGAUGCAUUGUAUCAACGACAUGCGGUUCUAAAUGAUUUUUCUAAUGUACAAAUCUGUAAAGGCAUCGAAAUGAGUCAUCGUGUGUUCGUUCCCCUUAUACGUUUGCUACGAAGUCGACUCACUGUAUAUAAACUUGUGACAAAUGAUUUGUUUCGUAGUGCAAUAUUUACAAGAAACUGUAUCAGGUGAUGGUAGAAACAAAUUGUCGAAAACCGUCGACAAAUUGUUCCUACUCGCAACUCUGUUUGUACAUAUUUUAGAUUUUAGGCAUUUCUGAAAUGACUUUAUAUGAUUUUUGUAUAAUGUGUACAUUGCGAUAAACUAUGCCAAAUGGAAAUAGUUUUCUAUAAAUAUCCGAUGGUUAUAUAAUAGUGUACAUGGAGACAAACCUAAUCUAACGAACAAGGAUGGUCAUUGUUCCAAAUUUUUUAAUGUACUUAAUUAUAUUACCGAAUCAUCGUACUUACUGUAUUGAAGAAAAGUGCAAGGUGUUAUAAAUAUAGCGUUAGAUGAGCUAGGGCUCAUGUAGAUAAUUACCGACUAUGUAUAGUAAAAUGCAAUGUUUUUAAAUAUUGUAAGUAAAAUUAUGUGUAAUACUAAAGUAUAUAUAAACUCAAUAAAAAAUUAAACCUC
Molecule: messenger RNA, 4894 nt
Organism: Tribolium castaneum (red flour beetle)
Lineage: Eukaryota; Metazoa; Arthropoda; Insecta; Coleoptera; Tenebrionidae
Product: visual system homeobox protein
Exons: 7
Coding region: 129-1433 (434 amino acids)
Biological process (GO): regulation of transcription by RNA polymerase II
Cellular component (GO): nucleus
Molecular function (GO): transcription cis-regulatory region binding; DNA-binding transcription factor activity, RNA polymerase II-specific
Source: RefSeq, a predicted model, not a curated record